CUUUGCUCACAGAAAUGAAGCUUCUUGACAUCAUUUUGGUUUAUCGCAGGCUUAUCCUCAUCAUCCUCACCCCACUGCUUUUAUUGCCACUGCCUUUAAUAAUCCAAACCAAAGAAGCAAAAUGUGCAUAUACCCUCUUUGUUGUGGCCAUUUUUUGGAUCACUGAAGCUUUACCUCUGUCUAUAACAGCUUUGCUGCCUGGUUUCAUGUUCCCCUUGUUUGGAAUCUUGCCUUCUAAGCAGCUGGCAUCUGCUUAUUUCAAUGAUUUUCACUUACUGCUAAUUGGAGUCAUCUGUUUGGCAACAUCAAUAGAAAAAUGGAAUUUACAUAAGAGAAUAGCUUUAAGAAUGGUGAUGAUGGUGGGUGUGAACCCUGCAUGGCUUACGCUGGGGUUCAUGAUCAGCACUGCCUUCUUGUCUAUGUGGCUUAGCAACACCUCUACGACAGCCAUGGUGAUGCCCAUUGUCGAGGCUGUCGCUCAGCAGCUCAUCAGUGCUGAAGCAGAGAUCGAAGCCACCCAGAUGACUUACUUCAGUGGAUCUACCAACUAUGGAUUGGAAAUUAAUGAAAGUGAUAAUUGCUCUGAAAAAAAUGAAGUGAAAGAAAAAAACAUUCCACUUUCACGUAACGAUGCAAGGAAAAGCUCAGGCAAGAUAGAUUUGGAAAAGAACUCAGAAGCUGGAAGAUAUCGGACACGGAAGGACCACAUGAUGUGCAAACUAAUGUGUUUGUCCGUCACUUACUCUUCUACCAUUGGAGGGCUGACCACUAUCACAGGCACGUCCACCAACUUGAUCUUUGCUGAACAUUUCAAUUCGCGCUAUCCAGACUGUCGCUGCAUCAAUUUUGGAUCUUGGUUUUUGCUUUCCUUUCCUGCUGCAAUUAUUCUUCUAUUCUUGUCCUGGAUUUGGCUUCAGUGGCUUUUCCUUGGUUUUAAUCUAAAAGAAAUGUUCAAAUGUGGCAAGAACAAAACAGUAAAAGAAGAAGCCUGUGAAAAUGUUAUUAAAGAAGAGUAUCAAAAACUUGGACCAAUGAGGUUUCAAGAAAUUAUAACCUUGGUCCUCUUCUCCAUAAUGGCCCUGUUAUGGUUUACCCGAGAUCCUGGCUUUCUUCCUGGUUGGUCCUCACUUUUUCCACAGUACUCAAGGUUUAUUACAGAUGCAACUGUUGCCUUAACCAUAGGCAUUUUUUUCUUCUUGAUUCCAGUCAAGAAGUUGACUAAAACUACACCUACUGGAGAAAUCACUGCCUUUGAUUACUCUCCGCUGAUUACUUGGAAAGAAUUCCAGUCAUUCAUGCCCUGGGACAUAGCUAUUCUUGUGGGUGGUGGGUUUGCCCUGGCUGAAGGAUGUAAGAUAUCAGGAUUAUCUGAUUGGAUUGGCCAACAACUAACACCUCUGGGGUCAUUACCAGUUUGGUCUACUAUCCUUAUAUCUUCUUUAAUUGUCACUUCUUUAACAGAGGUAGUCAGCAAUGCAGCUACUAUAACCCUUCUCCUGCCUAUACUGGCACCUCUGGCUGAAGCUAUUCAUGUGAACCCUCUCUAUAUUUUGUUACCUUGUACUUUAUGUACUUCGUUUGCAUUCCUCUUACCAAUCUCAAAUCCACCCAAUGCCAUUGUCUUUUCCUAUGGCCAUCUGAAAGUCAUUGACAUGGUUAAAGCUGGUUUGGGCAUUAAUAUCAUAGGUGUUGCUGUAGUAAUGCUUGGCAUUUUCACGUGGAUGGUACCCAUGUUUGACCUUCAUACAUACCCAAGUUGGGUUUCUGGAACGAAUAAUAAUACAUUGCCAUGACCAUCAAGCAGAAUGGAUCUUCUAAUUAUUGUACAAGCCAUUUUGAUAAACAUUAAGAGCACAUCAAGAUCAUACAAUAAAUGGUUAAGUUGGAGAAUAUUUGAGGGGUUAAGAAAAAAGUGCAAGCCCUCCAAAUCAUAAUUGCUGUUCUAUUGAACAUUCCAGGAAUUCCUUCAUUUACUGUAAUUACUCUCAAGGAAGCAUAGUAGAAUGUUGAGUUUGUGGUUAAAAAAAAGACCUGGGAUCCAAUCCUAACUCUUAGCUAUAAAUGUAUGAUUCUGGACAAGAUAUCUAACCUUUCUGUGCCUUAGGCGAUAUCCUAGGUGUUUUCUACUAAGAGGGUUGAAUUUUAUAUUGAUGGAAUUCCGAUACUGAUACUAAGAAGAUUCCUUGUGCAAAAGAAAUCAUAGACUAUGUAUUUGUUUAUUAUGAUUACUUCAGCAGGAUCCACAACACCUUUGAGAAGAAGGCAAUAUAAUUCCUUUGCCAUCAUACAAAGCAUCAUCAAGCAAUCCAUGAUUGACAUUGAACUUGUGUUAUUUGCUUGUUUAUAGAAGUGUUUACUCUUCAGUCUUCCAAAGAUAUCAGUCAACUUGCAUUAUCAUCAAAUUGGGGUUUAAUUUAACAUUCUGGUUCAUAUAUGAAUUUACUUGAGGCAUGGCAUGAAGCUAUGAACUUUUAUUUUUUUUUAAAUUCCUAUCAUUUAUUUGAAGUUAAAAAAAAAAAAAGUAUAAAAAGAGUGUGAUAUUGACCAUCAUCCUGGCAUGAAAACUGAAACCAUGAAAAAAAUUGAAUCCAAUUCUUGUUUAAUUUUUCCACAAACAUUAAAUGAAUUUAAUGUAAUUCAUGUCUUUAAUCAAUGUUAAGGAAUAUGUUUUACAACUGUAUGAAAAAUAAGGCUUGAUGUGAUUUGGGCCACUACUGUAAUAUAUAUACAACAAACCAAGAGGAAAAAACAAACAAAAAUAAUUCAUCAUUGCUUUAA
Messenger RNA from Antechinus flavipes (yellow-footed antechinus), 2778 nucleotides. RefSeq names its product solute carrier family 13 member 1 (gene SLC13A1). Gene Ontology annotation, cellular component: membrane. The coding region runs from base 15 to 1793 and encodes 592 amino acids. The transcript is spliced from 15 exons. Gene Ontology annotation, biological process: monoatomic anion transmembrane transport. NCBI's taxonomy places the organism in Eukaryota, Metazoa, Chordata, Mammalia, Dasyuromorphia, Dasyuridae. The record is from RefSeq and is a predicted model, not a curated record. Gene Ontology annotation, molecular function: sodium:sulfate symporter activity.